CUGUGUUUUUAACUCUGGCUGACCACGCCGCUUUGAAGAGUCUGUGCACUGGUUAUGUCCGUGUUCUUUGGUCUUAAAAAUGCGUCGCUAAACUCCCGAUAAUCGUCUUUCGUUCGUUGAAGUGACACAGCUGUGGGGCAGAGCUGUCGACUGCUUGUUGCUAGUUUAGCGGAUUACCAUUAGCUAAGCUAGCUAACAGUAAUACUGUCAGGGAAAAGUUGAACUUCAGGUGAUCCAGCUGUCCAGCUCUGGACACAUCUUAUAACCUGGAAUCUGUUACAGAAAUGCAAGUCAAGGACAUCUUCGUGUCUGCUCCUGGGAAGGCGAUCCUCCACGGAGAGCAUGCAGUUGUUCACGGAAAGGUGGCUCUUGCUGUGAGUUUGAACCUAAGGGCAUAUUUGCGAUUGAAAGUCACCACUACUGGCAAAGUUUGCAUCAACCUCCCGAACAUUGACACAUCCCAAUGCUGGGACCUGUCUGAACUGAGGCGGCUUAUUCAUAAUUUCCAUGGAAAGAGGGACGAAGCACAACGUCUGGAUGCUGAACUUGUGAAGAGACUGCGUGAGUUUGUCGGUGCAACCAAUGGAAACUUGGACACCUGCAGCAUGGCCACCUUAUCCUUCCUUUACAUCUACCUCUCACUGUUUGGAUCAGGUGAGCUGCCCAGCUUGACGGUGACUGUGUGGUCAGAGCUGCCGACUGGAGCAGGACUGGGAUCAAGCGCCGCUUACUCUGUGUGUUUAGCUGCAGCUCUGCUCUGCACAAGUGGAGUCAUUCCUGCUCCUCUCAAAGAAUGGGAUCACACUGCCAGAUGGUGUCAGGAGGACUUGGAGCUGAUCAACAGUUGGGCUUUCCAAGGGGAGAUGAUCAUCCAUGGUAAUCCUUCAGGAGUAGACAACGCUGUAGGAACAUGGGGUGGCAUGCUGAGAUUCUUAGCAGGGAAGAUAAUACCACUGAGCAGGGUGCCAUUAUUAAGAAUCCUCCUCACUAACACCAAAGUACCACGUAGCACCAAGGUACUUGUUGCCAGGGUGAAGGACAAAAUUAACAAGUUUCCCUCCAUCAUGACCCCAGUGCUUGACUCAGUUGAUGCCAUCUCCUGCACUUGUGAGAAGGUCCUCUCAGAGAUGACCUGUGAGCCCAUCACAGGAGAGCACUACAAUAUUCUAGAGGAGCUCAUUGACAUCAACCAGCACCAUCUGAAUGUGAUGGGCGUGGGCCACCCUGCCCUGGACAUGCUGUGCCGGGUCACACUGGCCAAAGGGCUCCACAGCAAGCUAACAGGUGCAGGAGGAGGAGGCUGCGGCAUCACGCUUCUGAGACCAGAAACUGACUCCUUGGUUGUCCAGGGUACAGUGCAGGACUUACGAGACUGUGGCUUUGACUGCUGGGAAACGAGUAUCGGUGGACCAGGUGUCCAGCAGCACUCUCCCCUCUCUGUUAAGGAGGAAAUUCUGGAGAUUUUAAAUCGUGAUUGAAGCUCAGGUGUGGCUGAACAAGAGGACAAACAUGCUGUUUGACUUUUUAUUGCCGUUACCUCAGGACCUGAGGUAUGCUGAACUAAUGAAGUAAGCUGCGUGGGCCUGGAUGAAGCUUCCUUGAGUAUUAAUUCUAGAUUUUGCAGACUGGAAACAAACUCAAUUUUUGAAACUAGCAACAAUGAACUUUGUUUUGUGUUUCGGUUGGGGCAUCUCUCUGUGUUUCAAUGUGUGUUGAGGUACAAUCAUAUGUACUAAGCUUUUUAUCCACUAGAUGGCAUCAGAGUUGCACAGACGCUUUUUACAAAACAGGAUUUACAGGAAGAGACUCAUAAAAUUGAUUAAUGUGUAAAUGAAGCAUUGGCAGAAUUGAAGUAGAUUCUCUACCAAAUGUUUAAAUCAGUAGGCCUGCCUGUCUUUAUGCAUUAGAUGAUCACCAGUCAUUAAGUACUUACUGCCGGCACUUUAACAUUGAAUGUUGUUGUUGUUGUUGCAUAAAUGAAAGAUCUUCCUGUAGGAUUUAUUUUACUGGAUACAAUAAUGUAGAAAAGUCUGGAAAUAAUAAUGCAAUGAAUGUAUUCAGAGAAUGAUUGACAUCUGGAGCUUCACUCUCAUGAAUUACAAUUAUCAACACAGACGGAUGCCUUUUCAAAUUUAGUUCUGGCAUCCUCCUUUAUAUUUUUUGCGUUGCUUUCUAAAGACUGAAAUGUAAAAUUAUGCUAAAACCAAAGAGUUUUCUGUGUUUUCAGUUCAAUUUUUUCUCAGAGUAUCUCAAAUUUCUGUAACAGUUUGGUAAAAUAUUAUUCUCGCUGCAGGAUUAAGCUCUGUUUAUUUGUGCAGUUAAAGACUAACUGGCUGUGUUGUUUUGCUAAUAGGGGAUAGGGGGAAAAGGGGGACAGCAGAAGUGUGUGUGGCCUCUACGGAGCCUCUGGAUUAGCGCCACUAUAAUGUGAAUCAACAACAACCAGCGUCCUUCUGAGUCACACAUUUGUGCUGACACACGUACAUGCACACGCACAGCAGCUUUUCCAAAUUCUUCUCCACCUAAUCGCUCAUCCUCCUAAGCAUUACAAAAUAUUCUGCAAAUGGCGCAGAUACAGAAGACGGAUCUGUUUAGAAUAUCCCUGAUUUGGGGAAAAGGUCAUUGUGGGAUUCGGUUGAGUUUGAAUAUCCAUUUCAUUUUCUAUUUUUUGAAUGUCAUGAAGAUUGAGUAGUACAAAUCUGGCAGUGUACGUGAAUAAACGACAUUUGUCACCCUCCCUUCA
Amphiprion ocellaris (clown anemonefish) is the source of this 2743-nucleotide messenger RNA. It is a transcript of the gene mvk, whose product is annotated as mevalonate kinase. Gene Ontology annotation, molecular function: mevalonate kinase activity; ATP binding. Bases 285 to 1478 code for a protein of 397 amino acids. Gene Ontology annotation, biological process: cholesterol biosynthetic process; isoprenoid biosynthetic process. Lineage: Eukaryota; Metazoa; Chordata; Actinopteri; Pomacentridae. The transcript is spliced from 10 exons. Gene Ontology annotation, cellular component: cytoplasm. The record is from RefSeq and is a predicted model, not a curated record.